AUGGUGAGAGUUUCAAGGAAAGAAUGGGCGAAGAAGAUUGAUGACGCUCUCUGUGCUUUCAAAACGGCAUUCAAAAUAUCCAUUGGGAUUCCACCUUAUCAACUUGUAUAUGGCAAGGCUUGUUACUUGCUAGUGGAACUGGAGCAUAUAACAUAUUGGACAAUAAAGUUUCUUAACUUUGAUACAAAGACUGUGGGAGAAAAGAGGUUGCUUCAACUAAAUGAGCUUGAUGAGUUUAGAGUGAAGGCUUAUAAAAAUGCUAAGCUUUACAAGAAAAAGACCAAAAUGUGGCAUGACAAGAGGAUCUCCACAAGAACAUUUGAUCCUAGACAAAUGGUGCUUCUUUUCAAUUCAAGGUUAAAGCUCUUCCUAGGAAAGUUGAAGUCUAGAUGGUCUGGGCCUUUCACUAUCAUCAAAGUGUCACCAUAUUGUCAUAUUGAGGUUAUGGAAGAGAAUUCUGGGAGGAAAUUCACUGUCAAUGGCCAGAGAUUGAAGCAAUACCUUAGAGGCGAUAUAGAUCGUCAAAGAACCACUUAA
Arachis duranensis is the source of this 537-nucleotide messenger RNA. RefSeq lists its product as uncharacterized. The transcript has a single exon. NCBI's taxonomy places the organism in Eukaryota, Viridiplantae, Streptophyta, Magnoliopsida, Fabales, Fabaceae. Bases 1 to 537 code for a protein of 178 amino acids. The record is from RefSeq and is a predicted model, not a curated record.